UUAUUUUUCACAAACACAGACGAGUACUUCACGCAAAAUCAUUCUGAAGGUAUCCAACGUCAACGACAACCAUGAUGUGGAGAAGAGUAAACGCAUUUCUGGCCAACCGGAACAAUCGGUUCUCGGUAUGCAUGGCAUUGGUCUUGAUGACCGGCGGCACACUGAUCUUUCGCUGGUCCUUCCCUGAUCAAGCAAAAGCCUUGUUUGACCCCAUGCAGGCCGAAUUGGAAUCCGUCUUGGCCCAUGACAAGCUACGAGCCAACAACAAAAAGGCGGCAACGCCCAAAAAGACGUACAAGCUUCCACCUCCGAUUUCCUACUUUAAGCAUGGCAACGAUGGCCUGGACGAUGCUUCUUACUGCAUCCACAAUUCGACCAGUGACUAUUGUUGCUCGGAAGAACACUGUGCUACCAUUGUCGCUCGAUCGACCCUUUACUCGGAAUGCUGCGGAAAUGUACACAACAACAAGACCGGGUCGAGAUCCCAGAUUUUCCCCUUGCUCAUCACAUCGGCGCCACGAGGAGGAACAUGGUUCAUGCAGCAGCUCUUGACCAAGACUGGACUGCAGGGGCUCACUACCGACGAACACACUCCACAGCAUUUGGGAACCGUGUCGUGGAAGCACAUUUUUCAUCAGGACAAGUACUACUUUGGGAGGCAGUCGACCACUCAUCUCUACAAGAGCAAGUUUCGUGUCAUUUGGCACUUGGUACGAGACCCACUCAAAACGCUCACUAGCAUUGCCUUUACCGAUCCGCUCUGGGAAGAUUCGGAUCACAGCCGCAUCUACAUGAACUACAUUGCCAGUCAUAUUCCCAUUUCCAACAAGACGGUCCUCAUGGCACAAUUUAACAUUACCAAAGAAGAGUUGGAGGGAGUCAUGCAGCACCGGACCAUUGCCAUGAACCGCAACCCCAAGCUCUCCCAUUUUCUCAUCUUUCGUGGACUGGAAAUCUACUUGUAUUGGCAGGGGUUCAUCAACUAUUUGAAUGUGCCCAUCUUUCGCUUGGAAGACUUGGCAGUGGAUAAGAAUGUCACGAUUUUGGAUGAGAUCUUUCGAUCCGUGGGACGGGAUCCACCGAGCCAUCAACGAGUCAUCCAAGUGCUCGAAGCUCAACAAAUCAAGAGGCACGAGCAUCAAAGGCGACGAGAGUUGCGUCGUCAGUUGCAGUUGGGAGCAUACAAGGGUAAUGCUCGUGGCGAUCGCAUCCGCAAGGGAAGUAGGAUUCAUCGAGCAACUCUGACAUGGGAGGAGCUCUGCGAGGUUAGUGAGAAGAAAGCACUCUCCAUGUUGAAAAUGAGCCAGUCGUUUGGAUACUAUUUGGAUGUGGACAGAGCGACCUUGUGCAAUUAGUUAUUACGAAGAAGACGACGGUGCUCCCAAUCUAUUAUCUCUUGGUGGGCAGCACCAUUACCUGUACCGGUUGGCAGCGCUUUGAAUGCGUAUUUCAAAGUGACAGAAGGGAAUGUGACACUAGCAGCUGCAGCCAACAAAAGCCCUGUCGUUUACAUCUACUAACCCCCCUUACAUAUAUUACUAGCUCCAUACCUACUUUGCUCCCA
This is a messenger RNA of Seminavis robusta, 1564 nucleotides long. Lineage: Eukaryota; Bacillariophyta; Bacillariophyceae; Naviculales; Naviculaceae. The record is from the annotation of a GenBank genome assembly.